Molecule: messenger RNA, 1362 nt
Organism: Fusarium keratoplasticum
Lineage: Eukaryota; Fungi; Ascomycota; Sordariomycetes; Hypocreales; Nectriaceae
Product: Tubulin alpha chain
Exons: 5
Coding region: 1-1362 (453 amino acids)
Biological process (GO): microtubule cytoskeleton organization; mitotic cell cycle
Cellular component (GO): cytoplasm; microtubule
Molecular function (GO): GTP binding; structural constituent of cytoskeleton
Source: RefSeq, a predicted model, not a curated record
AUGAAGGGCGAGAUUCUUCACCUCCACCUGGGCCAGGCUGGUACCCAGCUCGGUAACUCUGCUUGGGAGCUCUACCUCCUCGAGCACGGCCUCGGCCCCGAUGGUCGUCCCGACCCCAAUGCUGGCGAUAUUGGUGAGGGAGGCUCCUUCGAGACCUUCUUCACCGAGACGAGCAGCGGCAAGCAUGUUCCUCGCUCCAUCUUUGUCGAUCUCGACCCCUCUCCCAUUGACGAGAUCCGAACUGGUGGUUACCGCCAGCUCUUCCACCCCGAGCUGUUGAUCAGCGGCAAGGAAGAUGCUGCCAACAACUAUGCUCGUGGCCACUACACCAUUGGCAAGGAGAUGGUCGACAAUGUCAUGGAUCGCAUCCGCCGCGUGGCUGACAACUGCCACUCUCUCCAGGGCUUCCUUAUCUUCCACUCCUUCGGCGGUGGUACCGGCUCCGGUUUCGGUGCUCUCCUCCUCGAGCGCCUCUCUACCGAGUACGGCAAGAAGUCUAAGCUCGAGUUCGCCGUCUACCCUGCUCCCCGAACCUCGACCGCCGUUGUUGAGCCCUACAACGCCGUUCUGUCGACUCACAGCACCAUUGAGAACUCUGACUGCACGUUCCUCGUCGACAAUGAGGCCGUCUACGACAUUUGCCGUCGCAACCUCGAUAUCCCCCGUCCUUCGUACGAGCACCUGAACCGCCUGAUCGCCCAGGUUGUCAGCUCCAUCACCUCGUCUCUCCGAUUCGACGGUGCUCUCAACGUCGAUCUCAACGAGUUCCAGACCAACCUGGUUCCUUACCCUCGAAUUCACUACCCCCUCAUCAGCUACGCUCCUGUCAUCUCCUCUGCCAAGAGCGAGCACGAGAGCUUCAAGGUCCACGACCUCACCUUCCAGUGCUUCGAGCCCAACAACCAGAUGGUGGUUUGCGACCCCCGAAACGGCAAGUACAUGGCCGUCGCUCUCCUGUACCGUGGAGAUGUUGUCCCCCGCGACUGCAACGCUGCCAUUGCUGCCCUCAAGGCCAAGGCCUCAUUCAACCUCGUCGAGUGGUGCCCUACUGGUUUCAAGCUUGGCAUCAACUACCAGAAGCCCAUGGCUGUUCCCGCGGCUCCCGAGGAUGGUGGUCUUGCUUCCGUCAAGCGAUCCGUUUCCAUGCUUUCCAACACCACUGCCAUCGCCGAGGCCUGGUCGCGUCUUGACUACAAGUUCGACCUCAUGCACAGCAAGCGUGCCUUCGUCCACUGGUACGUCGGCGAGGGUAUGGAGGAAGGCGAGUUCACCGAGGCCCGUGAAGAUCUCGCUGCUCUGGAGAAGGAUUACGAGGAGGUUGCUGCCGACUCGUUCGAGCCCGAGGAGGAGGUCGAGUACUAG